Messenger RNA from Ectocarpus siliculosus, 3768 nucleotides. The record is from the annotation of a GenBank genome assembly. Lineage: Eukaryota; Phaeophyceae; Ectocarpales; Ectocarpaceae.
AUGCUCAUCAUCGACGUGCAGAGCAGGCGUGGGGCCGUCGAGGAAGUGUACGUCCGAGACGGUGAUAACGCCUUUGAUUUGGCCAGAGGGUUCAUCAUCCAGGCCAAGGUUGUCGAGACCGGCUACCACGUUGAUGUGAGCGGGUCGUGUUGGGUGUCGGAGCCCACGAUCAAUCCUCCGGCGCCAGCACACCAGCCAAAUUAUUUUCGAGAUCACCCACGAAGCGACAGCGGCAGCUGGGAAGGAUCGGGGCCGAGGCAACAACAUCGGGAUAGGGGGGGGGCAAGGCGAGUGAGGGGUGGUCGUGGCGUCGGUACAACUUCGGCAACAGCGACCGAGUCUGGCACCACCGACUGCCUGAAGGGCGAAGCCGAGCACGCCGGGAGCAACGUACAUCACACCAACGGCGCGGCAAGCCUCCAACCACUGUCCACAGUGGCCGCGGGUGUAGCGCACGAGGCGGCAGGGGCAGAACAAGAGCAUGCUGGCCGCGAAACGCGCCUCCAAAGAGAGGAAGACGACGACCCCAACGACGACGAUGAGGAGGCUAGUUUCCUGAAAUCGAGGGACGGCACAAGUAGGCAUGCUGACCGCGAAACAUGUCUCCACAGAGAGGAAGACGACGACCCCGACGACGACGACGAAGAGGCUAGUUUCUUGAAAUCGAGGGACGACACAACCAGGCGCAACGGGCGGCGGUUCGAGUGGCGACGGCGGCAGUGGCAACAACGGCGACGGUGUAGCUGGCAGGACUACUACAGCGAAGAGGACGACGACGACAUGCGAUCGGCGUCGACUUCGGGGGAAACCACACGACCCGACGGCCGGCGACGCGGCGACAACGAGCCGGCAACGGCCACGACAACACCAGCGGAAAGGAGAAGAAGCGCAGGUUACCGCUUGAGGGGUCGGUGGAUCCGGCGGUGCGGGAGCGGGAGCGAAGAGGAGUCGUCCGGUGGAUGGCGCUCGGCUCCAGAGGUCGGCCACGGCGGCGGUAGUUACAGGGCAAACAGGCAGGGGUUUGGAGGCGGUGCCGUCGGCGGCGGUGCCGGGUGGCGCGGCAGGGGAGCCCUCGGGAGGAGGCCGGCGUCGAGGGAAGCGGCGCGGCAGCUCCGAGUCUCCGAGAGGAUGCACCGGUUGGGACGAGCCAUGGCGAAGAGGAAAGAGGCCACGAGGCAACGGCGAGACGAGGUCCAAAAAGCUAGAGAGGCGCUGGCUUGCUCGGGCCGGUUGAACCUUUGCUCCAAGACGCGGGAGCUCACGGACAACCAGCCCAAGUACGUCUACCGUCGACCAACCGGUAGGAGCGGUGCCUCAAACGGCGGCAGCGGCUAUGGCGGGGGGGUCAGCGACAGCGGCGGCCGAGAAGGUAUCGCGGCCGAGAGAGGAGAGCCGGGACAUGCGCGGGGCGGAGAGCAAGAAAACAGGGGGGGGGGGGCUUUGUAUCGGGGGGCCGGAGACAGGCUGUACUCCGAGUGGAUGGCGAGCCGAAAGAGGAACGCUAGCCUGCUGGCGAAGACGAAAGCGGCGGCGGCGGCGGCGGCGGCGUCGCGAGAGAACGCCUCGCCGGAGGGCUGGACCUGCCCCGAGUGCGGGGCGGACAAUCGGGCGCAAGACGACACUUGCCAGACGUUCACCGGGCUAGCGGUCGCCGCGCAAGACCUUCGGCCCGACACUUGGUGCCGCGAGAGCCCCGAAGCGCUAGGAAGGGUAGCCGCUGCCGCCGCCGCCGCCGCUACCGCAACACGUUCGACGGCCGUGAAACCCGGGGGGACGACGGGCGAUCAACGGGGUCCCGAAAGUCGCAGGAGGCGUGGUGGUGGUGGUGGCGGCGGCGGCAGCGGCGAUAGUAGUGGCUCGAGGAGGGUAGGGGAGGACGGGGUGCGUCGCUGCGGAAGGCGGAGGCCGGAGAUGUUUAGGCCCACGCCGGUGGCUAGGCCCUCGGGCGACGGCGCGGUGCGUGCCAGGCCUAAGGGCGAGUUGCUGUUCGACAACUUGUACCGCAAUCCACCCACGCCAAGUCGGAGAAGAGCGAAGCAGGUUCUCCAAGCGGACACCAGGGCGACCUGCACGUUCGCGCCGGAGAUAAACGAGUGCUCACGAAGGCUAGCGGAGGCUCAGGAGGCACGCCGAGACCUUCUCGAGUUCGUCAGGGCCGGCUCCGAGAGCGACGGUCGCGGUGGUGGCGCGGAAGGGAAGGGGGGGAGCAAGAGAGAGGACACAGAGGCGGCGGCGACAAGGGCUGGCGGGGGGGCGGGGGCGGCAAGGUCAAAGGUCAUAGUCAAGUCGCACCGGCUGCACGCCGAGCACGCCGAUAACGAGCAGCGCAGGGAGAGGAGGCGGAAGGAGCUUCUCUCGCAGUCUUGCCCUUUCACGCCCGACAUCGGCGUGAGCGCGGCGUGGCCUAUCCAGGAGACCACCACAGAGGACUUCGUCCGGCGGCUUCACGCCGAGCACGCCGAGCAGGAGCGCCGCCUUCAGGCCAAGCGAUACACGCUCCACGGGGCCCCCCACGCCUCCAUCGACCCCGCCACCGGCCGACCUUUCUUCUCGCCGAUGAUCAACAAGACGUGGGCAGGGCGUCAGCACCACCACCACCGGCGGCAGAGCGGCGGCUUCAGCGGUUGGUUCUCUCGACAUGGGGUGACGAAGUCAACGGCAGCAACGACGACGACGACGACGACAGCAGGGAGAGGGGCAAAGAGGCCGGGCGACAAGGGCAAGGCGGGCACCGACGGCCGCUGCUUCUACCACGACGACGACGACAGACCCAUCCACGCCAGCCUGUGGGAGCGGGGGCUGGCGCUGGAGAGGCGGAGGGAGGCCGACGCCCGCUCGCGGGAGGAGGCGAGGAAGUCGGCGGCGGCGGCGGGGCACGUCGGCGGCCGGUCGGCGGAGCUGAUCCGAGCGAUGCGGGUGCGGAGCCUGGUCCAGACGUACCGGACGCUGCUCGCCUCGGUGGAGUACGCCCGGCUCCCGGAGGGGCUAGACUACGACGAGGCGAUGGAGUCUAUCACCUCAAAGAUCAACGCCAUCUUCGACAACGACAACGACGCUUGGCAGGAGAUGACGCUGGAGGUGGCCAAGGCGGAUCCCUCCGUCCUCAAGCCCGAGCUCGUACCGGUGGUUACCUCCGCCCUGGCCGGGCACGGGGAGGAGACCCUGUCCCUGCUGGGCUUCUGCGAGCUGCUCGACGCCGCCGUGGAAAACCUCGCGUCCGCGGGGGGUCCCACUGCCCACCUCUUCGCCCCCGGUGCAGGACGGUCGGCGGCCGGAGCAGACCGCGCAGCGGCGGCAGCCGCGGCCAAGGCGGCGCGGGAGGAUUCGGCGGAGCUGAAGGAGAUGACGUUCCGACCGAGACUGAACAGCCAUUCUAAGGCUAUUGCGAGGACGAUGGGCCGGGAUGGCACGAAGAAGAAAAUGGAGGACGUGCGCCGUCGGGAAAACAUCAAGAGCGAGCGGCGUCGGAGCCUCCUGUUACGCCAACAAACGGACCUCUUCUCGAAGCAGCACCCCUUCACGCCCACGUUUUUCUCCUCCACAAGACAAGGCAGGAGCAAAAGCAGGGGCGGCGCCGGUGGCGGCGGUGGAGCAAGAAACGCCCCUCGCUACCCCAACGAAAUUGCAGCGGAUCGUGCAGCGGCGGAAGCAGCAGCGGUGGCGGCAGCGGCGGCGGCGGCAGCGGCGGUCGGUGCCGCGGAGGUGUCGGAGGACCGGGAGGGGGAGAUACCGGGGGCAGGGGCGUUGCCGGAGGGAGUAGAGUCGUGA